Molecule: messenger RNA, 1488 nt
Organism: Salvia splendens (bonfire salvia)
Lineage: Eukaryota; Viridiplantae; Streptophyta; Magnoliopsida; Lamiales; Lamiaceae
Exons: 4
Coding region: 122-946 (274 amino acids)
Source: RefSeq, a predicted model, not a curated record
CAACAAAGGAGUUUCUGCUUCAGCUCCAAUUUUAUCGACAAGCUGCGAGACGUGAUAAAUUCCUUCUCCGAUUCAUUCAAGACUUGACACUCGACAGAAAUUUUAAGCGAAGAUCGAUCAGAUGGCUCCAACUGUAAAGAAGGAGUAUACAGUGGUGCAAAUGUUGGAGGAGAUUAUAAGCAAUUAUUUAGUUGCCCGGUUUUGUAUACUAUAUUUCCUUUUUGCUAAACUAGAGAAGGGUAAAAAGAGAAAGAGAUUACAAAUAGUCUUACCUUAUAGCCUAACGGAUAGGGUACCCUCGCAAGUUAGUUACAUGAACAGGUUGGUCGGUGUUAACGACACAGAUUGCUUAGUAAAUCUAAGGAUGGAUAGAAAUGCGUUUGGUAGGCUUUGUUCCCUGUUCCGGCAGUUAGGCAAUCUUCGUGAUAGGAGGUUUGUUUACAUUGAAGAACAAGUGGCUAUUUUCAUCAGUAUACUAGCCCAUCAUACAAAGAACCGUAGGACGGGAUUCCACUUCUUGCGGUCAGGUGAAACUAUUUCAACAUCUGUUCACACUGUACUCAAAGCCAUCAUAAAAAUGCACACAUUGUUCCUGGUCAAACCUGAGCCAAUAAAAGCUGAUUGCGUCGAUUGGAGGUGGAAACAUUUCAAGGGUUGUCUCGGAGCGUUGGAUGGUACUUACAUAAAUAUGUUAGUUCCUAACUCAGAUAAACCGCGCUUUCGGAACCGAAAAGGACAAAUAACAACAAACACACUAGCAGCCUGCGAUCGACAUAUGCGAUUUACCUAUGUCCUACCCGGCUGGGAAGGAUCUGCUGGCGACGCUCGUGUCUUAAGGGAUGCAGUCAAUCGCCCAUACGGUCUGAAGGUCCCUUUAGGAAAUUAUUACCUUUAUGAUAAUGGUUAUGUAAACCGCGUUUCAAUCCGAAUUGUUAAUAGCAUUUAGUCGGAGGCUACUUACCUGCGCCGGAGAGUUUGCCAUCUCGACAGAAAUCGGACCACAAGCACUGAAAUUGGAAGGGUGUAGAAGCAGGAGGCGCAAGCUUGAAAAUUUGAGGAGGGAACAGCGGUAUAUAUUGCUAGGGUUUACAGAGGAUAAAAAUGGAAAUACAAUAACUUAUAAGGGGUAUAAAUGGAAAGCUGCAUUUAAACUCAUGGUGUAUUAAAGACCAACCAAACACCAAAAAUGUUAACUUAUUUAUCUAAAAAACGAACCAAACACCAACUUUGGAAAGGCCAAAGUCUGAAAAGGGAAUUGUAAAUAUGAGGUCUCCCUUUUCUAGAGAAAUAGUAUAAGGCAAUCCAAACACGCUCUUAAAGUAUUGUUAGUAGAUAUUGGAACCCACAUUAUUAUUAGUGUUUUGAUGGUGGUAUAAGUUAUAAAUUAGUAAAUGUAUACAGAUAAUAAAUUGUGAUAACUUUCCAUAAAUGAAAAUGCUCGUACUUUUAUGAGAUGAAUGAAAGAAAAAAUGUCAUAUUUUCAUGGGA